GGUUCAAUGAUUCAAUUUUUCUUGAUAGAACUUUAAAAAUGAAACUUUUGAAUACUUCUACAGGAUUGGAAAAUAAUGAGAUAGAAGAGAACACCAUAAAAGAUACAUACCGUUUGCCUUGGAUUGACAUCCUUUGGGUGAAGUGUUGAACUUCAAGCUUCAAAUUGUAAAUUUAAGAAAUUUUAAUUGGAAGUAUGUAUUCCACCGCUCAUUUGAUUAUGGCAAAUGCAGUACUGAAGAUGCCUGAAAACCCAUAAUUGGAAUCUCUUUUAGAGAAACUGGUAAUGAAUGAAAAUAUUGAAAUCAUUUUCAAAUUUGACUUCACAUUUGAGAUGGGAUUUGCUAUGUUGUGUUAAGCAGCUUUGAUUUAGACCUCAUUCCUAGUUGCUAUCAUUACUAGUUUAAUAAUGAUUGACAAAUUCUUGGGAACUAUUUCAUGGGUCUUUUCUUUAUGACAUAAGCAACUUGAAAUAUCAUUUGUAGCUGACGAUAGAUCCUUUCUUAGGGUUCAAAAUUUUGAGUUUUCUGUUUGCCAGAAUGCAUGUUGUGAAUGGCUUCAAGCAAUCUCCAGUGUGAGAUGUUGUCAAGUGACAGAUAGGAGAGAUUAUUCAAGAUUUAGGUAAAGAACCAAGAAUGCUAGAUCUAUUCCAUAUGAUAAUUGUGUUUUAGGCUGCAAUUACUUAUAUCCAAAUGUGAUUGGAUUCAUGCAGCUUACAACUUAAAUUUCCAUGAAGGAAAUUUCCAUGAAGGUAUAAAUAUAUGAGCUCUGCUUUCGAUUAUUAGAUACAGAUUUUGUGUUGAAGACAGUUUACUUCAACUUCUUUUAGUAUGCUGUUUUGGACUUUGGCUGGUAGUAUCUUGCUUUUUCUAAACUUAGAAUGCCUGAAGUUGUUGAGCUAGCAUUUGAUCAUGUCUCAUUUUUAUCUUGCUUUUUGUUUUGGGGUUUUAUAAAUGAAAAGAAAACUUGAAA
Messenger RNA from Rubroshorea leprosula, 970 nucleotides. The record is from the annotation of a GenBank genome assembly. Lineage: Eukaryota; Viridiplantae; Streptophyta; Magnoliopsida; Malvales; Dipterocarpaceae.